Molecule: messenger RNA, 856 nt
Organism: Strongylocentrotus purpuratus (purple sea urchin)
Lineage: Eukaryota; Metazoa; Echinodermata; Echinoidea; Camarodonta; Strongylocentrotidae
Product: S-crystallin SL11
Exons: 6
Coding region: 88-720 (210 amino acids)
Biological process (GO): glutathione metabolic process
Molecular function (GO): glutathione transferase activity
Source: RefSeq, a predicted model, not a curated record
UUUAAUUCUCUGCAAUCCUUACAGGCUAUAGACAGACUGCUCUUGUCUCUCUUCUCAAUCUCAUCGUAAAUCACAAGAAAGACAAAGAUGCCGAAGACGUACAAGCUGGAGUACUUUAACCUUCGUGGUCGCGCGGAAUUGUCCCGUCUGCUUAUGGCACAAGCUGAUAUGAAGUAUGAAGAUGUUCGGCUCUCAUUCGCCGAUUGGGGGACAGCCAAGGGAAAUCAAGAGAAGUACCCCUUGGGAUUUCUGCCAGUGCUGGAGGAAGAUGGAAAAGUCAUUUCACAGAGUAUGACCAUCGCUCGUCAUCUGGCGAGAGAGUUUGGAAUGGCGGGACAGAAUGAAGAAGAAAUGGUGAUGAUUGAUAUGAUUUGUGAGACGUGUAACGAAUUGCUGAGCAAGAUGAUUGAGAUAGCCCUGAUGCAAGGCGAAGCCAAGCCAAACGCGGUGAAAGAGUUUACGGAAGUCAAAUCUCUACUCCCUAUGAAAAAUAUUACAACAUGGCUGGAGAUGAACGGCAAGGGAAAUGGAUACUUCGUGGGCGAAAAGAUGUCGGUGGCAGACCUUUUCGUCUUCAGCAUCAUGGAACACCUCGCAGGAAAAUACCCAAAUAUCCUCACCAAGCAUCCCCUUCUCCAAGCCUUCUAUGAGAGAAUGAUAAAGGAACCCAAGUUAGCUGCCUGGAUCGUGAAGCGUCCAAAUCAAGAUAUAGAUAUCUAAGCACACUCUUUUUUUAAUUCUACGUUUCCAUGGCAACCAAUCGUCUGUAAGUUAAAGGUAAUACAACGUUUUGGUAUGGGGUCAUGAAUUUGGUUCAAAUUAACAUAUUUGAAGCAUAUGCUAUCCUACAAUAUUU